AUGAGUCCUAUCUCUGAUGACGGAGGCGUUUUUUUAGCUCAAAUCUCGCCAGAUAUUAUCACAAACAUUCCUGAAUCUACCCCGAAAAUCACUGAUAGAGCUACUCUUGUAACUACAAAUAUUUAUGAAACUAACAAUAAGGCGACAACCAUCGCGAACACUGGUUCUACUCCUGGAGUCGCCAACAUCACUAACACUACUCCUGGGCCCACUGAUUCUGCUAAACCUACUCUUGGAACUAUGAAUAUCACUGGGACAAACAUCAUCCCCAUUAAUAAGUCGGAAAGUGGAAUUGAAAAUGGUACUUUUUCAUCUGAUAGUAAUAAAACUUCAUCGUUCUUUGAUAUCGAUGAAAAAGGAAUCAGUAAGGACAGAACAAUGUCAUCUGGCGACAACAGCACAACACUGACAUUCUUUGAUAAUGAAAAUGAAUUGGUGAAUAAAACUUUAUCAUUCUUCGAUAGUUACGAAAAUGGAACCAUCGAAAACGGCACAGUUUUAAGUGAUAACAAUUGUACAACCUUGACAUUUUGCGAUGACGUUAGAAAUGAAACUGUGUCCUCAGAUACUGCUACGACUCAAAGCGGCAAUUAUAUUUUACCUUUUUUUGAUGUUGACAAAAAUGAAAAUAAUGAGAAUGCCACAGUUCCAUCUGAUAAGACAUUAACUUCAUUUAAAAAUAACAACGAAAUCGUUUUUAAUGAUACUACCUACUUUUCUAACAUUAAUGGAACUUUACCUUUCUUCAGUAGUUACGAAAACGAAACCAUCGAUAGUAACACAAUGUCAAUUGAUAAGAGCCAGAAUGCUUCGUCUAACAGCAGCAUUAAAGUUUUGCCAUUUUUUUAUAUUAAUGAAAAUAAAACCAAUGAGGAUGGCACUGUUUCAUCUGAGCUUAAUAGCACGAAUUUCUUCGUGAGUGAGACUUUCUCAUCUGAAAAAAGGAAUAGAACUUUUCCAUUUUUUGAUAGUUACGGAAAUGGAACCGUCAACAAUGACACGAUUUCAAGUGACAACAUCAGUACAACCUGGACAUUCUUCGAUGACGUCAGAGAUGAAACUGUGCCUACAGAGACUGCUCCAACAGGCAGCAACAAUGAAAUUGUACCAUUUUUUGAUAUUAACAAAUAUGAAAAUAAUGAGAAUGGCGCAGUCUUGUCUGAUAGCAAAAACAAAACAUUGACUUUAUUUGAAAAUGAAAACGAACUCGUUGUUAAUCAUACUGAUUCUUUUGAAAACAGCAGUGCGCAUUUCUUAUUUUUCGACACAGCCGAAAAUGGAACCUAUGAAAAUAACUCGGUCACAUUUACAAAUAGCAGUUCAACUUCCCAUUUCUUCAACUCGGAUAGAAAUGAAGCUGUUGAAAAUUACACAGACACAAAAGAUUAUAGCAGUACUAUUUUAACAGUCCUUAAUAUGGACGAAACCAUAGCAAAUGAUACCAACGUGACCUACCCAUUUUUUGAUGUCAAUGAAAAUGGAACUUUGACAAUUGAUAUUGACAAUUGA
This is a messenger RNA of Bemisia tabaci, 1509 nucleotides long. The record is from RefSeq and is a predicted model, not a curated record. Lineage: Eukaryota; Metazoa; Arthropoda; Insecta; Hemiptera; Aleyrodidae.